This is a messenger RNA of Eurytemora carolleeae, 894 nucleotides long. RefSeq lists its product as uncharacterized. The transcript has 10 exons. Gene Ontology annotation, cellular component: membrane. The record is from RefSeq and is a predicted model, not a curated record. Bases 19 to 879 code for a protein of 286 amino acids. NCBI's taxonomy places the organism in Eukaryota, Metazoa, Arthropoda, Copepoda, Calanoida, Temoridae.
AAAAUAUAUAUGUAAAAAAUGAGCUUGAACGGGAUCAAACCACCAGACAGCCAAGAAGAAGCAUUUUCAUUCACUGUUCAACAGUUGCCCGAGAAAGAGUAUGCUGAACCAACGACAACAAGAACAGGACGAUUUAAUCCCUUCAAAUGGAUUUUAUCCAUCAGUAGUUCUAACUAUCUAGUCAAAUCAUUCGAGGAUUUCUUCAGAUGGGAGGGAGAGACUGUAAGUAAGAAUAGUAUCCCUGUGAUACUGAUCAGCUUACUACUUGGAGGACUGGGCUGUGCCGGGUUACCAUUCCUUGAACAGGAGAAUAAUAUGAUUAGGCUCUGGAUACCCCAGAACAGUGACACUGCCCUGAACUAUGCCUGGUUGUGGUCCAACUACCCCCCGGAGUUUCGAGAACAUUCGAUAAUUCUGCACGGAGAUAACGUACUCACCCCACCGGCGAUACAGAAGUUGUACGCAAUUUACAAGAGCGUCUACAGUAUAAAAACAGAGAAGUUUAAUAAAACUUGGGAGAAUUCAUGCUUCAGGCGCCCGGUCGUUAAACUCACCGGGGAAAUACUUAGCUCUAGGAGGAAACGCGAUCUGUGGGGAGAAGAGAGUGCAGAGGAUGAGUUUGGAUUCAACAAUUUUGACGAAAAUUUCAAUACUCCGGCCGAUUUUUCGAUUAAUAACUAUCCUCAACCCUACUGUGGAAUGGUUGAAUCUCUUCCUACUGCUUGUUUUGAGGAUAGUUUACUGGAGCUCUGGGCAUUUGAAGGAGAGUUCAAUCAUAUAUCAGAUGAAAAAAUCGCUGGACUUACAACGAAGGAGAUCCUGGAUAAAGUGAACAAUUGGGGUUACAGCGAGCGCUUUCUGAACGGUAAAUAUUUUUGAUUUUAAAUAUCUUUA